AGACAUAUUAAAACAUUUUUCUAAUAAAAUAAAAUAAAAACCCGAAACAAGAUGGAUGAUAUGGAUAAAAUUUUUAAGGACCUCGAGAAGAGAGGAAAGACUGAUGUAGAUAACUUGAUACAAUGGAUGAAAGAUUCGAAAUUGAUAGAAGCUUCAAAAGACCAAGAAAGUAAGGUCAAGCAGAUGUUUAAAGAAGUAUCUACUGUCCAACGCGUGGACCUGGAGAAGUUUAAAGCAGUGCUUGAGAAGUUGGCGAUUGAGCAGAAGAAAACAGUGGAACAGCUGUCUAAGCAGCUCGCUGAAGAAGGUCCACGCUUCUUGGAUGCCGCCGUAGCUGGGCUACAAGCCUUCCGCGACGCUCUAGAGAAGAAUAGACCUAAAUAGAAUGCAAUAAACC
This is a messenger RNA of Spodoptera litura, 397 nucleotides long. RefSeq lists its product as uncharacterized. NCBI's taxonomy places the organism in Eukaryota, Metazoa, Arthropoda, Insecta, Lepidoptera, Noctuidae. The record is from RefSeq and is a predicted model, not a curated record.